Polyodon spathula (Mississippi paddlefish) is the source of this 1727-nucleotide messenger RNA. Its product is annotated as pre-mRNA-splicing factor RBM22. Gene Ontology annotation, molecular function: U6 snRNA binding; pre-mRNA binding; metal ion binding. The record is from RefSeq and is a predicted model, not a curated record. Gene Ontology annotation, cellular component: U2-type catalytic step 2 spliceosome; U2-type catalytic step 1 spliceosome; Prp19 complex. The transcript has 11 exons. Lineage: Eukaryota; Metazoa; Chordata; Actinopteri; Acipenseriformes; Polyodontidae. Bases 43 to 1314 code for a protein of 423 amino acids.
CCAUUGAUUAUUCCGGUGUAUUGUGGGAGACGUGUUUGCAAGAUGGCGACGUCGUUGGGAGCGAACACUUACAAUAGGCAAAACUGGGAAGACGCGGACUUCCCCAUUCUUUGCCAAACAUGCCUAGGAGAAAAUCCCUAUAUCCGCAUGACAAAAGAGAAAUAUGGCAAGGAAUGCAAGAUCUGUGCCAGACCCUUUACAGUGUUUCGCUGGUGCCCAGGGGUGCGGAUGCGCUUCAAAAAAACAGAAGUGUGUCAGACAUGCAGCAAACUGAAGAAUGUGUGUCAAACCUGUCUGUUGGAUCUGGAAUAUGGAUUGCCAAUCCAGGUUCGUGACACUAGUCUGUCCAUCAAAGAUGACAUGCCGAAAUCGGAUGUCAAUAAAGAGUUUUACACUCAGAACAUGGAAAGAGAGAUUCAGAACUCUGAUGGGACAAGGGUGGUUGGGUUACUGGGGAAGGCACCAAGCUCCAGUGACAUGCUGCUGAAACUGGCAAGGACCACCCCUUAUUACAAACGUAAUCGACCCCACAUCUGCUCCUUCUGGGUGAAAGGAGAGUGUAAGAGAGGAGAAGAGUGUCCCUACAGGCAUGAGAAGCCAACAGACCCAGAUGACCCCCUGGCAGACCAGAAUAUUAAAGACCGUUAUUAUGGGAUUAAUGACCCUGUGGCAGACAAGCUUCUUAAACGAGCCUCUACCAUGCCACGUCUAGACCCGCCUGAGGACAAAUCCAUCUCAACCUUGUAUGUGGGUGGGCUGGGAGACACUGUUACAGAGACCGAUCUCAGGAAUCACUUUUACCAGUUUGGAGAGAUUCGCACCACAACAAUAGUGCAGAGGCAGCAGUGCGCAUUUAUUCAAUUUGCUACAAGACAAGCAGCUGAACUUGCUGCUGAAAAAUCCUUCAACAAAUUGAUUAUCAAUGGCCGCAGGCUGACAGUCAAAUGGGGCAGGUCCCAGGCAGCGAGAGGAAAGGAGAAAGAAAAAGAUGGCAUUACAGAGGCUGGUAUGAGAUUGGAGCCAGUGCCAGGUCUUCCAGGAACCCUGCCCCCUCCCCCUGUUACAGAGGAAGAGGCGCCAGCAAAUUACUUCAACCUUGGUCCAAAUGCAUCUCCAGCAGUGAUGAACAUCGCCCUGCCACCCCCACCAGGCAUUGCACCCCCUCCUCCUCCAGGUUUUGGACCUCCCAUGUUCCACUCAAUGGGCCCACCCCCACCUCCCCCUCAGUUCAUGAGAGCCCCAGGGCCUAUCCACUACCCUUCCCAGGAUCCCCAGCGAAUGGGCGCCCAUGCCAACAGACAUGGGAACUCCUAGCCUCCCUGUUUCUGUCUUUUGUCCUUUUUAAAGUUUUUGGUAUCCCUUUUAAUUAUCCUGAUAAUGUAAAGAUUGCUUGAUCAUCUUUGAACUGCACAAUUGAAAAUAUAUUCAUGCUACUGUAAAGAACACUGCAAGUAAAAUACCUAGAGUCUGUAAAACUUCCUAUAGGCUACCAUAAUUUCACUGGGACAGUUCAGUAUUACAUUAUAAUGUAUCAAUCCUGCGAUUUGUGGAGAGGGGAGGGCUCUUUAACCAUCUUUCUAAUGAAGCCCAUGUUAACUAAAGAUACUUAAUUUUUUAUUGUAUUAAUUUAAUGUUACAUGUGUAAAUGACAAGAAGCAGCUUCAUUUUUAUAGCGUGACUAUUUCAAGUAAUUUUUUUUCUAGAACAUUAAACAAGCGUCAAGCUUC